This is a messenger RNA of Mya arenaria, 2717 nucleotides long. RefSeq names its product solute carrier family 13 member 2-like. The record is from RefSeq and is a predicted model, not a curated record. Bases 115 to 1983 code for a protein of 622 amino acids. NCBI's taxonomy places the organism in Eukaryota, Metazoa, Mollusca, Bivalvia, Myida, Myidae. Gene Ontology annotation, biological process: monoatomic anion transmembrane transport. Gene Ontology annotation, molecular function: transmembrane transporter activity. Gene Ontology annotation, cellular component: membrane. The transcript is spliced from 14 exons.
UUGUACACACGAUAGGAGUAAAGCGAAUGUUUACAUCGCACUAUUGUUAUAAAGGUGAUUAAAUAAAAUCCACUUGCAACGUUCGUUUAUUAUAAUACGUAGCAAUUAAACGCUAUGGGCAAGUUUAAUAUUUGUACUCAAACGCUCGUGUCGACAAAAUGUGUUUGGAUGACUGUGGUUGCCUUUGUUUUACCAAUAGGACUUCUAACAAAUUAUGAUCCAGACUUGAAACAGGAGUCGAAAUGUGCUUACGUUAUUAUAGUUAUGGCCUUGUUGUGGCUUACGGAGGCGUUGCCAAUAGCGGUGACAUCACUUCUUCCUGUGUUCCUGUUUCCGAUGGUCGGCGUUGCUCCGGCGAGAUUGAUUAGCUCCACCUACUUUUCGGACAUAUCGAUGCUGCUCCUCGGAGGUCUGCUCAUUGCUAUGGCCCUGGAGGAGACGAGACUUCACACAAGGAUAUCCCUAUACGUCCUGGUUCUUGUGGGAGCUCAGCCAAUCAUGUUAAUGCUAGGGGCCAUGGUGUCAACCUGGCUGUUGUCUUUCUGGAUAAACAACACAUCAGCCACCGCCAUGAUGAUACCCAUCAUACUGGCCGUGUGCGAGUCUGUCCGGGAAGUCAGGGCUCAGACAGAAUUACAGUCAAAUGUGAAUCCAGCCUUUGAACUUAAAGAAGACUUUGAUGAAAUUAGUCCAGAGGAUUCAAAACAACGAUAUGAGUUAAACGGAAAUGUGCCGAGACACAGUUUAACAGUCACUGAAGAACCGGAAGAAGAAAAUGUCACCGAGGAAAAGGUGGAACUGGACAAUGAGCACAAGGAUGACCCGACGGAAACACCAUCAGAUAAGAAGAAGAAAGACGAAGCGUUUAAGGCGCUUGCAAAAGCACUGUGUUUGAGCGUAGCAUACGGAGCAUAUUGUGGCGGAAUUGCAACUAUAACUGGGACACCACCAAAUCUUGUUCUGAAAGACGUCGCGGACAAGUUUUACAGAGACAACGGACAGAAUGAGUCCCCAAUAACGUUUGCAUCUUGGAUGGGAUUUGCUCUUCCACUGUCCUGCAUAACUCUCGUCUUCGGUUGGUUGUGGUUGUCUUUCCGUUUUCUGGGUUUCAGUUGCUUGAAGAGAAUGGACCCAGUUGAAAAAUCAGCAAUCAAUGCAGCAAUCAAGAGGCGAGCUGAAGCUCUUGGACGUAUAUCGUUUGCUGAGAGCCAAGUGGUGGUUGUUUUUGGUUCCAUGGUCUUAUUCUGGCUGUUCCGAAAUCCUCCAAACAUUUCUGGGUGGGGCGAUUUGUUUGUCGAAACAGACAUCAACGACGGACAGAGCUUAGUUUCCGACUCAACGCCAUGCAUCCUUUUGAGUACCUUGCUGUUUAUCCUUCCGGAAAAGAGGCCGAACAUUCUAUGUUGGAGGAAAGGCAAACCUUCCUACACACCAAUCCUUAAAUGGCAGAUGGUGACCAAGCAGCUACCAUGGGGGGUUCUCAUACUUGUGGGAGGAGGGUUUGCAAUGGCUAGAGCGAGUCAGGAAUCCGGUCUCUCCACUUGGAUAGGCGAGGAGCUCAAAUUACUUGGCGGUCUUCAUCCACUUGUGAUGAACCUUCUAAUCCUUACCGUGGUUUCCUUCGUUACCGAGGUGAUGAGUAACCCGGCAACGGCACAACUGUUUGUGCCUAUUUUGAGGGAUAUGUCCCUGUCUCUCGGAACCAAUCCUCUACACCUAAUGAUAUCGGGAACAAUCGCAUGCUCAUUCGCGUUCAUGCUGCCAGUAUCGGCGCCACCAUCCGCCAUUGUAUUUGCGACUGGAUAUAUCUCUAUACCAGAUAUGGCCUUAGCUGGGUUGCCAAUGAAGAUAAUUGGCAUAGGUUGUUCAAUGUUAGCUGUGAAUACAUGGGGAACAUCCAUGUUUGAUCUUGAUACGCUGCCUGAUUUUCUGCAGAAUACAAACGGCACCAACAUUACAACAACAACGAUACAAUCUGUAUAAAAUGGAUCCGUUCAUAAUACUGUGUUUCAAUAUACUGCUAGUUCGUUCUUAUGUAUUCUUGUAUGUUUUGGCAUAACUGCAUAAUAUGGGUUUUUACUUGGAAUUUAGACAAAUAAAAUUAUGUAAAUUAAACGCGGUGUUUAAAAACAAAGACAACGAAAAAAAUGAUUGGUUCAUUCUCGUGUGUCAUGAGGUACGAAAAGGUGUGUCUUGAAAACAUAUUUUUAUUUGCACUUAGUCUCUGUAAUAAAAGGAGUAGAAUUGUUGACUAAAAACUUGAAUAUUGUUCUUAAAUAUGAUUGUUUUUCGUGUAUUGUUUUGUGCAUUUCUUUGCGUGUUUACCAUUCUCAUGUCCUUUCUCUUACAAGUGUCAGUGAAUUUGCUAUUAUAUGCAAACUUGAUGUAAUUAUAAACUUGUUUUGAGUUGAAUUGAGAUGAGUUUAAUUGAGAUGAAAGCCAAUUGGAACACCUCAACCUAUAUUCUAAAUAUUGCAGGUAACGAGUUUAAACACAACGAUGAUAUGUAACAAUUCAUAUCAAUUGGGUGUAUUUCAAUUGUAUCCUGAUUUAUUGAAUAAAAGAUUAAUGAAUACAAUAACACAUCCCUUUUACCUUUAAGUAAACUACUUCUGUGUCUGUUUCACUGACAAAACUUCUGUGUAUUGAUGUGUAUCUUUAUUGCCCUCUGCUGUGUAUCUCAUGUCAGAUCUGAGCGUCCUUCUAUGCAGUAUACG